Molecule: messenger RNA, 282 nt
Organism: Microthlaspi erraticum
Lineage: Eukaryota; Viridiplantae; Streptophyta; Magnoliopsida; Brassicales; Brassicaceae
Source: the annotation of a GenBank genome assembly
AUGAGAUCUGCGAUUCCUGUACAAAUCUUCGAAGACGACGGAUUCGAUUGGGAAGCAGCAGUAAGAGAAUCGAUUGGUUUGCCUGCAAAAAGCCUCAAAUGCAUCUUCUUCUUCGACCCAUUUCACUCCUUAAGAUUACUUCAGAUGGAAUCGCAGAAUUCAAGGCCUCUUGUGAUGCAGCAGAUUGAAGCGUGUCAUAAAAUCGUUGGAAUAUGGCAGGAAUGGACGAUUGACUUGACGGGUCAGACAUGUCCUUCGAAAAGAGCAAGCCGAAGGGAUUGA